UAAUCGAUAGGAUAGGAUAACUAGUUACACUGACAGGGACAACUGCUGCUCGUGUUGUUCACAUUCAGUCAAUAACUAUCUUGUGAUUCUGUGCUGGACUUGCUGGAUCUUAUCCCAAUCGCUUCAAGGAAGAUUGGCCCUCACAUCCUGUUCUCCUUCGUCCGUCCCAAAUGCUUCAAGCGCUGGGAGGGCCAGUCCCUCCGAACACUGACCAUGUACGUGCCCAAUGCCGAGCGUGACUUGUGUGUCGCAUGCUUCUUCGCUGUCCCCCUUCUCUGGGGCUGUAGCACAUAGUUACAGGAGUUCUCUGCUUGAUCCGGCUUCAUGACGACUACUCAGCUCUUUAAUCGCUAUGCUCCAGGAAGAGUGGAGAGCUAACCUCUGGAACAGGCAGUCAGUGUCUCUCUGCCGACAUGGCAGGCCAACAUCGGUUACGAGGAGGGCCAAGAAUGGGUAGUCAGUAAGAUGCAGUGUGGCUAUCCCAGAUUCUUCGUGCAUCCCAGCAUCAAGAAACUAGCGGAGGAGGUUAUACGCCGCCACGGGGACGUGGAGGUUGACUCAGCGACACUCUUUCCCACCAAGAGGACGGCAAAGGUGUGCUACUCCUUUAUGGCGGCCAAAAUACCUCAGGAGGAUGUGCCAAAAGUGCGAGUUCUGAACUUCGUGCCAGCGCGGGGUGCGGAUCCCAGUUCGCUUGUGUCCUCCUUGUCCUGCGUCCUCUACCCAAAGCAGUAUGCGCCGGUCGCCAAGCAAGUCUGGCAGCAUUCAGGCAAUGGUAUCUCCAGUCGUCGAAGCGAAUUCCUCCUCACCGCGCUGCAGGAUGGCUAUCUGGUCGAGGAACAUGCGCCCAGUGCGCAGGCGCAGGAGGUGAAAUCCAGAAGGGUGCACAAAGGUCCAAGGAGAUACCAGACGAAAGAUUCGUUCGAUGGAACAUCUACAAAAGAAGCAGGCUCGCCGCCGCCAACAAACGAUGCCCGAGACGGGAAAGAAUACGCCCAAUUUAUCGAAGAACGCUUUGGCCGUAAUCUCAAUCUUUCCUUGGCCGAUAGAGCGAAACUGGCCGUUCGAAGGCGGAUCGCUGGGUCAUUGACUGCCGACGUUGAUCUGUCCGAGGCCCUCGAGAAGACUUCGUCUGAUGGCCGAAUCGCAGGCUUAAGCGAAGAUGACGUUUUUCUGUUCCCGACCGGCAUGAGUUCCAUUUUCAACGUUCACCAGAUCCUGCUGAACACCAUUGGCCAAAGGAAGAGCAUCUGUUUCGGAUUUCCCUACAUUGAUACCCUGAAGAUCCUUGAGAAAUGGGGACCUGGUUGUUUGUUUUAUGGUCAUGGAUCGGCCGAAGACAUCGACGAUAUAGAGCGACGGUUACGGGAAGGUGAAAGAUUCCUGGCGCUUUUCACCGAGUUCCCUGGGAACCCACUGUUGAAGUCAGCAGAUCUGAGACGUAUACGCGCGCUUGCGGAUGAAUUCAACUUUGCAGUUGUGGUGGACGAAACCGUCGGCAAUUUCAUCAAUGUCAACGUCCUUCCUUACGCGGAUGUCGUUGUCAGCAGUCUAACCAAAGUCUUCAGCGGAGACAGCAAUGUCAUGGGUGGGAGCGCCGUACUCAACCCGCAUGGCCCCUUCUACAGAAGUCUCAAGGACACGUUCGCGGCAGAAUAUGAAGACAUCGUUUGGGCCGAAGAUGCUGUCUUCCUUGAAAGGAACAGCCGUGACUUUAUUUCGAGAAUAGAGAAGAUAAACGCCACAACUGAAGCGGUCACCGAUGUUUUGAAAUCCUCUCCUAUCGUGAAGGAAGUUUACUACCCUAAGUAUAGCCCUACGAAGCCGCUAUAUGACAGCUUUAAAAAUCCGCGCGGUGGAUACGGUGGUCUAUUUUCUGUCACAUUUCAUUCGACUGCUCAGGCCGUGGCUUUUUUUGACACGCUUGAAGUUUUGAAAGGACCAAGUCUCGGAACGAAUUUCACGCUCAGGUACGUCGAACCCACUGAUUCACUGCCUCCAUGUCACUGACGAAUUUCUAGUUGCCCCUAUACGCUUAUCGCCCACUAUGGAGAACUGGACUGGGUAAGAUGCUCUUCGAGGCUUGCCAUUAGCACCUUUGUCACUGACUGUAGUAUAGGCACGCUCUUUUAACGUCGAUCCUGACUUGGUGCGGAU
Messenger RNA from Paecilomyces variotii, 2157 nucleotides. Its product is annotated as putative cystathionine gamma-synthase. Bases 466 to 2010 code for a protein of 514 amino acids. Gene Ontology annotation, molecular function: cystathionine gamma-synthase activity; pyridoxal phosphate binding. NCBI's taxonomy places the organism in Eukaryota, Fungi, Ascomycota, Eurotiomycetes, Eurotiales, Thermoascaceae. Gene Ontology annotation, biological process: transsulfuration. The transcript is spliced from 2 exons. The record is from RefSeq and is a predicted model, not a curated record.